AUGAGCUGCUGCCCCGUGACUGCAGAGCCCGCGCGGGACGUGGCCGACCAUAUCGGUGUAAUGAAGAAGGUGGGAAAUACCAAUCUUUAUGUGACAGGUCCUGCGUCUUCGAAAGCCGGUAUCAUCGCCUACCCGGACAUCUUCGGAUUGGACAGUGGUCGCACCAAGGCCGAUGCCGACACGCUUGGUAAGCUUGGGUACACUGUGGUGGUUAUUGACAUCACAGAUGGCGAAUACUUGGAGGAUGCAAACGGUGCUGUGGAAUGGGUGAAAAAGUUUACCUUUGCAGAGCAGUAUGGUCCGCGCAUCCAAGACGCCAUCAAUUUCUUGAGGAACGAAGUGGGUGUUGAGCGCAUGAUCAGCUACGGCAUGUGCUGGGGAGCGUGGGUGGGCGCUACACAGACCACGCAAACUGAUCCAGUCGUUCUUGGCCAUGUGUCGUUCCACCCUUCGUGGAUUCUCGAGAACAAGCUGAAUGGAGACGGGGCCGUCGACAAGCUUGCCGCAGCCGUCAAGGUGCCGCAGCUACUUAUGCCUGCUGGCGACGACCCGGAUUAUCUUAAGCCCGAUGGUAGCGUGCACAAGAUUCUUAAGGCUCGUGACGACAUUGGCCCCCAGUCAGACGUGCUGCUCUUCGCCGACCAAAUUCACGCCAGUCUGCGCACAGCAUGUAUCACCUAUCAGCGAAGCGUUGCAUCCAGGCUGAAUCUUAUCAACUGGACGGCAACUCUUGCUGCGACCGGCGCGGCGCUGGCUGCUGUGGGGAUCUCCGGUGUUGCACUUAACGAAGACGACCACGAAUUCGUUAACUGGUCUGCCACACAUAAAUGCCGUCCUCACAGUUUCUACGUGCCCGAGACAGUGGAUGAGGUAGAGAAGAUCCUUCAGACGUAUCAUGCCAAGAAACAGAAAAUACGAUGCAUGGGAGCUGGAGUGUCGCCUAACGGCUUAGGCUUUUCAGGCAAGGUGUCCGACAAGAAUAAAGAAAAGCUUCAGGUGACGGUGCAGACUGGCAUGAUUGUCGGAGACCUCCUGGACAAGCUGCGAGCAUAUGGCAUGACCAUGCAAAAUGUGGCCUCCAUCCGUGACCAGCAUGUAGGCGGUAUUUGCCAGGCUGGGUGUCACGGCACAGGCGCGAAUAUCCCACCUAUUGACGAUCAGAUUGUUGAAAUGGAGAUUGUGACUCCUGCCAAGGGUAAAAUGAUUCUUAGUGCAACGAAAAAUCCAGAGCUCUUCGAGCUGGCGAAAUGCGGUCUUGGCGCGCUUGGCAUAGUUACCAAGGUCACGCUACAGUGCGUGCCUAUGCACAAGCUAAUUGAGAAGACCACUGUGAUGACGGUGCACGAGCUACGAAAGAACCACACGCGCUGGCUCCGUGAAUUUCAGCACCUGCGUUACAUGUGGAUCCCUUAUACCGAUUCGGUAGUUGUGGUACAAUGCCGUCGUGCUGAAGAAAACGAGCUGCUGAAUGAGAAGCGCUUCCCCCCGCUCCAAAAUAACGACGAUGUACGCAUGAUGGCACCUCGUAAGCUGUACCUGGAACUGACUCACGGCAAGCCCGAGCCAGAUUAUCUCGACUGGAGUUUCACAAAGAUGCGUGACAAAUUGCUCGAGAUCAACCCGCUCGACAAACAGCAUGUCAUUCGUGUGAACAAAGUGGAAAAGAAGUUUUGGAAGCUGAGUGAAGGCUACCGGGUGGCGUACUCGGAUGAUGUUAUCGGCUUCGAUUGCGGUGGCCAGCAGCUCGUGGAAGAGGUUUCCUUCCCAACUACUGGCACUUUGGAUAUUGAUUUUAUGGUGGGGCUUUUGAAGCGCAUUGACGAGGAAAACAUUCCUGCGCACUCACCGAUCGAGCAGCGCUGGACAGCUCGCAGUACCUCCUUGAUGAGCCCUGCGUCGUCUUCCGAUCCCAAUCAAAUUUUCUCGUGGGUGGGUGUUAUCCUGUACUUGCCAACAGCGGACAAAUUUGUACGCACUGCCAUUCAAGAUCGUUUUAUGGAUUUUUAUGCCAUUUACCGCGACUAUAUGGAAUCGUUUGGAGCAACAGAACACUGGGCGAAAAUUGAGUGGCCCGAGGAUGCUGCUGAACGCCAGAAGAUGCGAGAUCGUCUAAAUAGAAGAUAUCCGCUUGACAAGUUCAGAAAAGCACGCGAUGAGCUUGAUCCAUACCGUAUUUUGUCGAACCAAAUUGUAGAUGAAUUGUGCGCUUGA
Molecule: messenger RNA, 2211 nt
Organism: Plasmopara halstedii
Lineage: Eukaryota; Oomycota; Peronosporomycetes; Peronosporales; Peronosporaceae
Product: galactonolactone dehydrogenase
Exons: 3
Coding region: 1-2211 (736 amino acids)
Cellular component (GO): membrane
Molecular function (GO): hydrolase activity; galactonolactone dehydrogenase activity; D-arabinono-1,4-lactone oxidase activity
Source: RefSeq, a predicted model, not a curated record